GCUGAAAUAAAGACACGCUAAGAAAUAGCUCCGUGCCCGUCUACUUUAUGGGUCGUAGACAAACUUACAAAUACCGGGGACAUACAUAACAAGUGGCGACGAGGUGCUUUGAGAACCCACGGGCGCGGUAUGUCUGGAAUGUGUGUGUGUAGUCAAGUUUUAUGAGUGGCGGUGUUUUACUGAGGAGAAGCUAACGCGGCUAGUUAGCAUUUGGCGCGUCACAGCCUGCGUCUGUUGUGAAUAGCGCGAAGAGGAAUAAAAAAAAAAAAGGAGAAGAGGAGACGUGUGACAUCACCGGAGGGAGGACCCAUCUGAGGAGGAAUAAUUGUCAGAGGAUAUUGCUAACAACCAGGAGCCUGAAAGGAAAAUGGCAGGAGUCGUUGGUAAUAUUGGCCCUUUUGAUGAACACGUGGAGCAGUGGAGUGCAUAUGCAGAACGUUUUGACUAUUUUGUAUUGGCAAAUGACAUUGCUAAUGAUAAAGUAGUACCCACAUUUUUGUCAGUGAUGGGUCCAAAGACAUUUAAUUUGUUGCGUGACCUGCUGCAGCCCACCAAACCGGGGACCAAAACCCAUGCAGAAACAGUGGAUGUUCUGACCCAGCAUUUUUCACCCAAACCAUUAAUGCUCGCAGAAAGGUUUAGAUUCCACAGACGUAAUCAAGAAGAGGGGGAGUCUGUUACCAUGUUUGUUGCAGCGCUGAGGAAAUUAGCUGAACAUUGUGAAUUUGGACAAGGUUUAAAUGACGCAUUGAGAGACAGAUUGGUCCUCGGACUGAGAAAUGAAGCCGCUCAGAAGAAACUGCUGACCAAAAGUAACCCAACGUUGCAGAAAGUCAUUGAAAUCAGUGUCGCCAUGGAAAUGGCCUCAAAAGAGGCUCACCAAAUGAACGCUACAGGCGGAGUGCAUAUAGUUCAAACGGAUAGACCUAGUGGACAAGGGACAUGUUUCCGUUGUGGAAAAUCAGGACACCUAGCCACGUCAUGCUGGUGUAAGGAUAUGGACUGUCGCAGUUGUGGAAAAAGAGGCCAUAUCGAGCGGGCCUGCUUAAGAAAAAAGAACAAGGAGAAAACAUCAAAGUCUGCCAACAUACAUGACUCUGUGAAGAACAGGAGAAAAACACAGGUGCACACUGUGAGACAAAGGGAGACUGUGUCCAGCGAUUCUUCGGAAGGAGAACAGGAGAUGAGUGUACACACACUGAAUAUAAUGAAGAUGGAUGAAGAUUCUGAGGGUUACUGGGUGGAGCCCAUGCUGGAGGGGCACCCAGUGAGUAUGCAAAUAGACACUGGUUCAAAAGCAUCCAUCAUCUCAGAUGGGGUUUACAAAAAAGUUUUGAGACACCUUCCGCUCCGACAGUCUGAUACUAGGUUCAAAACCUAUCUAGGGGAACCUGUACCCAUGGCAGGAAUGACUGAUGUCGUGGUCCAGAGUAACAAUCAGGUGAGGAAGCUUCCCAUCUCUGUUGUUAAAGGUGAUUGCCCGGCUAUUCUGGGACGUGUGUGGCUAGAGAAAAUGAAGCUAAGCUGGCACACUGUAAAAAUGGUAUCACCAAUGGCUACUAGUCUAGCUGCUAUUUUGAGGAAACAUGAUGAGGUUUUCCGGAAGGAGUUGGGCAGUAUGAAGGACAUUACUGUCAAGCUAAACAUUAAACCGGAAACAACACCAAAGUUUAUGAAGGCCAGGUCGGUACCAUAUGCUAUCCGAUCGAAAGUGGGGGAUGAGUUGGACGCAUUAGUUAAAAGCGGUGUUUUGGAACCGGUGACUGUCAGCGAGUGGGCCACGCCCAUAGUUCCCGUACCCAAGAAGACGGGAGAAAUACGAAUCUGUGGAGAUUUCAAAGUGACACUGAACCCUGUACUGUCAGCAGAACAGUAUCCUCUUCCCCGCAUUGACGAUUUGUUUGCUGGGCUGAGUAAGGGGCAAAAGUUUAGCAAAAUAGACCUUAACCAAGCCUACUUACAAAUGCACGUGCAUGAGGAUUCUAAAGACUUGCUCACCAUAACUACACAAAAGGGGCUUUUCAGAUAUUGUCGACUCCCUUUCGGGAUCACAUCAGCCCCUGCACUUUUCCAACGUGCCAUGGAUCAGAUCCUACAUGGCCUCCCUGGUGUACAGUGCUAUUUGGACGAUAUUCUGUGCACAGGAAGUACGGACCAAGAACAUCUGGACAAUUUGGAUGCUGCUCUUCAAAGGCUGAAAGAGUAUGGGCUCAGGGUUCGCAAAGACAAGUGCGAAUUUUUUCAACUGUCUGUUGAAUAUUUGGGACAUGUAAUUGAUGCCCGAGGGUUGCAUACUGCGCCGUCAAAGGUUCGAGCGAUAGUGGAUGCCCCGCCGCCAGAGAAUGUUAGCCAAUUACGUUCAUUCUUGGGCUUACUGAAUUAUUAUGGCCGUUUUAUACCGAAUUUGUCAUCCAGACUCAAGCCGCUGCAUGACUUACUUUGUCAAGGAAAGAAGUGGAAUUGGAGUGGUGCCUGUCAAGAGGUUUUUCAGAAAACAAAGGAGACAUUAGUGACGUCAGGGGUACUGACCCAUUUCGAUCCAUCACUCCCCAUUCAGUUGGCCUGCGAUGCAUCCCCGUAUGGAGUGGGGGCGGUCAUUUCACAUUUAAUGCCAAACGGGGUAGAGAGGCCUAUAGCAUUUGCAUCACGGACCUUGAACAAAGCAGAGACUAACUAUGCUCAGAUAGAGCGGGAGGCGUUGAGCAUAGUCUAUGGGGUUCGCAAGUUCCAUCAGUACCUGUAUGGGAGACAAUUUACAUUGCUGACAGAUCACCGACCCCUGACGACCAUCCUGGGGUCGCACACUGGGUUACCCUCACUUGCCGCGAGUCGCAUGCAGCGGUGGGCGUUGCUCUUGUCAGCACACUCGUAUGACAUCAAGUAUCGCAAGGCUGACCUGCACGGCAACGCCGAUGCCCUGUCCAGGUUGCCUCUUCCUAUCACCAGGCCUGAGCCGCGGGCAGCAGAAAUCUUUUACUUCAGUCAAGUGGAUGGUGCGCCAGUUUCUGCUGCUCAUGUGAGGAGGGCCUCUUGCACUGACCCUGUCAUGUCUGCGGUGAUGGACAUGGUGAUGGGGAGUAGAUCAGGUAGCGAUGCCCCCAGUAUUCAACCUUAUCUCUCCAGGAGAGCAGAACUGUCGGUGCAAUCUGGUUGCUUACUGUGGGGGAGGAGGGUGGUUAUCCCGCCAUCAUUGCGUAAAUCAGUUCUGCAACAGCUCCAUGCAGGUCACAGUGGAAUAGUUCGAAUGAAGGAGAUAGCAAGGAGUUACUUCUGGUGGCCAGGAGUGGACCGAGAGAUAGAGACUACCGCCAAAACCUGUUCCUCAUGCCAAGAAGUUAGGAAGGCACCCCAACUAGCUCCUCUACAUCCCUGGGAGUUUCCCGAAGAACCAUGGCAACGGGUGCACAUUGAUUUUGCAGGACCUGUAGAGGGUUGUAUGCUCCUUGUGUGUGUGGACGCCCACAGUAAGUGGCCGGAAGUGGCCAUAAUGAAAACCACUACCACUGCAAAGACUAUUGAGAGGCUGGGGGAGAUUUUCAGCCGGUUCGGUUCUCCUCUUCAGUUGGUCUCAGAUAACGGGCCACAACUGGUGUCACAAGAAAUUACUACCUUCCUGGAAGCAAAUGGCGUACAACACAUUCGAUCUGCACCAUUUCACCCUGCAACCAUAGUCAAGCGAUCUGGUCCUGUCUCUUACACCGUUAGUACUGCUGCUGGACUGGUAUGGAAAAGACACGUCGAUCAACUUCUUCAGGCAACAGCAUCGACCCCCAACCAGCCGUCGGUGGAUACUCCGAACGAGUCCGAGUUCAGCGCACCCCAUCUCCUGCUGCCACCACCCCAAAGAACAAUGGAAUAUACUGGUGAGACUUCUGCUUCCGACUCUUCACUACGAGAUCCUGUGAUGGAUGUUCCAACACGCACGGCUGUUCCAGAGUCACCCAGCGGAGACCGUAAGACUGAACAUUCUGUUGAGCCCCGUUAUCCGGUAAGAGAACGUCGUCCUCCAGAACGCCUGAAUUUAUAGACUCUAUGUUUAGAGACCAACCCAAACCAACUGGGGCAGAAUAAUCCCCAUGGGUGUGGUCACGGGGUGAGGCCGUUUAACCUCACCUCAGAGUUAUGUUGGGUAACUGUUACCAAA
This is a messenger RNA of Nerophis lumbriciformis (worm pipefish), 4144 nucleotides long. The record is from RefSeq and is a predicted model, not a curated record. Lineage: Eukaryota; Metazoa; Chordata; Actinopteri; Syngnathiformes; Syngnathidae.